ACACAUCCAUGAGCAGAGAUCACGAGACCACGGACUCCUAGUCUUGUGCUCUCGUCAGAACGGAACUCGUGAACGAUGGCGUCUCGCGGAAAGCUGAUUUCGAUUAUUGGUGAUGAGGAAACCUGCGUCGGUUUCCUCAUGGGAGGCAUCGGCGAGAUGAACAAGGAGCGACAACCAAAUUUCAAGGUUGUCGAUAAAGACACCCCCGUGUCGGAGAUUGAGGAAACGUUCAAAACGUUCGUCAAGCGCUCCGAUAUAGCCAUCAUCCUCAUAAAUCAGAAUGUUGCCGAGAUGAUCCGUCAUGAAAUCGACAAACACACUUCUUCGAUCCCCGCCGUGCUGGAGAUCCCCUCGAAGGAUGCUCCCUACGAUCCGAGCAAGGACUCGAUCCUCAAGAGAGCUAAGGGAAUGUUCGGAGGUAGUGAUUGAACGAUUCAUCUUAAGGUGUGAGUUCUGUUAUUGCGAGGUGAAUGAUUCCGCGGGAAGAUGUGACGCUUAGAUAGGUUCCUAGAGGCUUCACAUGGAUAACUUCGAAGCGAACGAGUGUAUGGUCUUUGGUUGGAGAUUUCCGAGCUCAGCUUUCCACCUUCGUUCACGCCGGAAAAUAAAUGUGAUAUCUUAGAGUUUCAACCCGAGUCUCUCUGACUGAUUCGCUUGUUCGUUAUGAAUCGACAUUCCGCGCUACCGCCUGUGCGCGGAGCUCAUGAGAAAUUAAAGUUCAUUCUGUUAUGA
Galendromus occidentalis (western predatory mite) is the source of this 732-nucleotide messenger RNA. It is a transcript of the gene Vha14-1, whose product is annotated as V-type proton ATPase subunit Vha14-1. NCBI's taxonomy places the organism in Eukaryota, Metazoa, Arthropoda, Arachnida, Mesostigmata, Phytoseiidae. Gene Ontology annotation, molecular function: proton-transporting ATPase activity, rotational mechanism. The transcript has 2 exons. Gene Ontology annotation, biological process: proton transmembrane transport. Gene Ontology annotation, cellular component: membrane; proton-transporting V-type ATPase, V1 domain. The record is from RefSeq and is a predicted model, not a curated record. Bases 76 to 429 code for a protein of 117 amino acids.